AUGAGCGCUCACCUUCAGCGUCACUACCGUUCACCGUUCCCAGCGCUUAAUGUCAAUAGACGCAACGAAGGUUUAGCAACCAAUACUGUCUAUGCCGACACUCCAGACAUUGAACACGGACAUGUGGCAGCUCAGUUCUAUGUGGGACUGUCCUCUCUUGUUAGCGACGUCUAUGGUGUCACUUCAGAUGCUCAAUUCCUACAGACAUUACAAAACAGCGUACAAAAGAGAGGAGCACCAUCAAAACUUGUGAGUGAUCGGGCUCAAGCACAAGUUUCCAAGGCAGUAAAAGACUACCUUUGUUGGCUAUGA
Cylindrotheca closterium is the source of this 312-nucleotide messenger RNA. Lineage: Eukaryota; Bacillariophyta; Bacillariophyceae; Bacillariales; Bacillariaceae. The record is from the annotation of a GenBank genome assembly.